UCAUGUGAUCAUGUGACGCUUCCUGGAGCUUCACUUUCACGCAUCACUUUUGCUCUCCGUAACAACAUUUACCAGCAGCAAACGCUACAUCCACAGCGGGAUUUUGUUUCGGAUUUGCGCUCGUUUACGGCAUGGCUGACGGUGAGCGAUCACCUUUGCUAUUGGACAGUCGCGAUGGAAUGAACGGGCUGUCACCGGGAGAUGAGACCCAUCGACCUCCGAGCAAACCACAGAAUUUCCCAGCGUUCCCAUCAGCUCCUCCCGUGUCAAUGCUGGGAGAGGCUCCUCCACCGUAUUCCCCGCUGGGUUCUCCGGAGAGUGGCAGUGCUUCUGUCAUCAGCUGCAGAGUGUGUCAGUCGCUUAUUAGCGUGGAGGGCAAAAUCCACCAGCAUGUGGUCAAAUGCGGUGUCUGCAAUGAAGCUACACCCAUAAAGAAUGCUCCAGCAGGAAAGAAGUAUGUGAGGUGUCCAUGUAACUGUCUUCUCAUCUGCAAAGUCACCUCACAGAGGAUCGCCUGCCCUCGACCUUACUGUAAGCGAAUUAUCAAUUUAGGUCCAGUUCAUCCUGGUGCUGGGAGUCCGAAUCCUCAGCCUAGUGGUGCCAGAGUUUCCUGUGGCCACUGUGGAAACACUUUUCUGUGGACAGAAUUUACAGAUCGGACAUUGGCUCGCUGUCCACACUGCAGAAAAGUUUCAUCGAUUGGCCAGAGGUACCCUAGAAAGCGGAGUUUGAUAUGUUUCCUGUUGUGCUUGAUCUUCAUCAUAAUGACUGCAGGAUUGAUUGCUGGCUCCUGGUGGAAGGCACCAAAUUAUAAGGGCAUUUAUGCAUCCUGGGUAUUUUUCAUUCUCCUGGUGCUGAUCACUUUGGUCAGAGCUCUGCACUGGGCCUGCAUGAAAAUCAGUGAACCGCUGCACAGCUACUCGUAAUAGGAGAGAUGAAUGAGGAGGAGGUAGAGAUGAAGUGUAAGAGACAAGAAUAAGGAGAAAAGAUGUUAAUAGUGUGAUGCUCUGUCCAAAAGGGUGAAGACCUGUCAGGAAACCCAUCCAAGUCAUAUUUCACCCCAAAAUCAAUGC
Sinocyclocheilus anshuiensis is the source of this 1073-nucleotide messenger RNA. RefSeq names its product type I phosphatidylinositol 4,5-bisphosphate 4-phosphatase-B. Lineage: Eukaryota; Metazoa; Chordata; Actinopteri; Cypriniformes; Cyprinidae. Gene Ontology annotation, biological process: phosphatidylinositol dephosphorylation. The record is from RefSeq and is a predicted model, not a curated record. Bases 132 to 926 code for a protein of 264 amino acids. Gene Ontology annotation, cellular component: phagocytic vesicle membrane; plasma membrane; lysosomal membrane. Gene Ontology annotation, molecular function: phosphatidylinositol-4,5-bisphosphate 4-phosphatase activity. The transcript is spliced from 7 exons.